AAACUAGUGGCUGCAAACAAAACAAGAAAAACACAGUUACACAAAACACCAUCCAUUUGCUCUUCUGCAGAAGAUCUUCUCCCACCAUUACCAAAAACCUUCCCUCCAGAAACAAUGGCCUUCACGUCUAUCUGCCCAUUACCCAUGAAGUCCACCAUCUCCAUUUCACACACCAAGUUCCCCCACCAUCGCCAGCGCUCUCUUCCUAAGUCUCCCCUCAAAUUUCAGUUGUCAGCCACAGCAAGACGAGAUGAAGUGGAAGAAGAACAAUUUCACAAUUGUUCCAUGCAUAAUGGUAGACCCCAGAAUUGGAAAGCAUUGGUCUCUGCUACACUGGCCGCUGCAGUUAUUAGCUUUGGUUCCAGUGGGUUCCAGGUUCCUAAUGCAGUGGCUGAACUUAACAAGUAUGAAGCCAACACUCGGGGUGAGUUCGGUAUAGGAUCAGCAGCUCAAUUUGGUUCUGCAGAUCUCAGGAAAGCAGUUCAUGUGAAUGAGAAUUUCAGGAGGGCCAAUUUUACAUCAGCUGAUAUGAGAGAAUCCGAUUUCAGUGGUUCGACAUUCAAUGGUGCAUACAUGGAGAAAGCAGUUGCUUACAAGGCAAAUUUCACAGGUAUGUACGCUCUCCAUUCAUCUCCUCACUCAGCUUCUCUUGCUGAAGAAUCAUAGGGUAGUAUCAAGAUAAUUCCUUCUCGCUAACAUCUGUCAAUGAUGUCUAUGGAUGACUACUAGUUAACCCUGUUCCUAAACUACUCCAGCCCUAGCAAAAUCACUUUGUAGCUAAGAUCAGUCUAUGGACUACUGCUAGUUAACCCUUUUUUCUAAUGAAUCUGGUCCUAGCAAAAUCACUUUAUAGCUUUAGCUUCUGCUCUUCCUUUAGCUGUCUUGGGUCUAGAAACCCUUCUUUUCUGCGUCCACGGGCAAUUCUGUGGAGCCAUCAGUGCCAUUACUAUCGUCCGGGACCCUGGAAUCACAGUAUCAGUAGAUGGUUUCACAUCAGGGCGUUUGCCUAUGUCUUUGUUGCUUGGAUUUCCAUUACCUGUCUCCAAGCUUUCAGAAUCUCGUUGAGACUUUUCGGCAUUAGAAGUAUGCAUGAUCUGCUCUUUGUGAUCUUCCUCAUCAUUGGCCCCAGUAGUACCCGUAUGCAUUAUCUGCUCUUUGUGCUCUUCUUCAUCCUUGGCCCCAGUAGUACCCGUCUGUGGAGUACCAACAAAACCUGUAGCAACUUGAUUAGUUUGAGCUUCGUUUCCACCACAGCCUGGUGGGAAGGUCCGAACGCCUGAAAUUUUCCUCCUAGGUGGAUAGACUCUUGCCUUUACUGGAAAGUCUGCCUUGGACAGUUUACUCAAAUCAUCAUGAGGUGAAGAUGAAGUCUUGAUCAAUUCUAACUUCUGCAAUCCCACUGACAAUGCCAGUUCAGCUUCAUCAUUCUCCUUCAUUGGCUUUUCUUCUUCUUCCAAGUAGUUUAAACUAGAUGAUGUUGAACAUGGCUGAACCGAGGUCCCCAAUUUUUCACUGGAGGGCAUUUUAUUAGGACCACAGCCCACCGGAAAACGACGAACACAAAAUACCCUGCCCUUCUUGGGCCUCCUAAGAGUAUCAGGAUUAGCACAUCCAUUACCAACUGUCCUUUCAACACUGUGUGUAGUAGCAUCAGAGUCAUUCUCCGUAUCCAUCAUUCAAUUGCUCAAUGAAGCAACAGCUUAGAAACUUCCCAAGUAUCUGCACCAACAAAAUGAGAUGUCCCACACUCAUAAGGAUCAUGUAGAACAAAAACCAUCAAUCACAAACCGAGGGAGCCUCCUUCUAUUAAUCCUGCUAAACCUAUUGUAUUUGCAAUUAGCCAUUGCCCUGAUCCUGGGAUCACUAACAAGGUUCCACAACUUCGGAACAGAGAACCCUCCAUCCAUGUUCCUUUGGCAUUAUUAGUUAUCUUUGAUCUUUCUUCACUUAAAAGACUGGAAUUUUUCUCUAAACCCUUUUCAGAAGCUUAGCGUACAAGACAAAAUUUUGCUAGGUCUAGGCGUAUAGUUUACAACCCAUGAGUGGGUUCCAACUCAUUCUUAGUGAACAAACAAAACCACAAUACAAAGAGGGUACUCAACAAAUCGGGAAGAUUUCCAUUCUGAGAAACUUUCCCACAAAGUAUAGAGAACGCGUCAAAGCUCAAAAUUUUAAGAGAAACACCGGGGACACUACAAACUGACCAAAGAAACAGAAGAAAUUAACCGAAGAAUUAAAAAACCACUGAAUGAAGAGACGACGAAACCAGAGAAGAAGCGAACCUUUUCAAGAUUGCAUCAGCCUUCAUUGCCCUGAGCAGAAGGGAAAAGCUCUGUACAAACUGGUAAGCCAAGAACCUCAGAAUCUUCUAAGAGUGGAAACUGGAGAUAGAGAAAGGACGCUCUUACUGAAUGAAGCGGAUAACAGAAAAGAGGUUUGAAGUCAAAGAACCCCGUAGUACAAGACUUCUUCUGCAAUGCGGAGACUGUGGAUCAGGGAAGGAAGGUAGGAAAGAAAAGGGAAAUUCGCUAAUUCCAUUAGGGCUCUUUAUGGGUCCAUAAAUUGCUGGGCCUAGAAGCAGGCUCGAAAACUUCCGGGCGGCUUAACUCGAAAAACCUAAUACAUAUGCUUUGCUACUGAUUGGUUUUGUAGUUAACGAAUGUUUAACAUUUUGAUAACAGGUGCUGAUUUGAGCGAUACAUUGAUGGAUCGCAUGGUUCUGAACGAAGCUAACCUAACCAAUGCGGUUCUGGUUCGAACCGUGCUAACCAGAAGCGAUUUGGGUGGUGCCAUUAUAGAAGGUGCUGACUUCAGUGAUGCAGUUCUUGACCUUACCCAGAAGCAGGCACUAUGCAAGUAUGCGAGUGGGAAAAAUCCAGCAACAGGGGUGGACACCAGAUUGAGCUUAGGGUGUGGCAACAAGAGGAGGAAUGCAUAUGGUUCCCCAUCUUCCCCAUUGUUGAGUGCUCCCCCUCAGAAGAUCCUCGAUCGCGACGGCUUCUGUGACGAAUCCUCUGGUCUCUGUGACUCCAAAUAGAUCCAUCACUCAGAUUUGUUUCCAUACAUGAAGCAUGCUGAGAUGAAGUCUUUCCACAAACCAGAACAAUCCAGUCUCUAUGCUUGAUAUUGGGGAGGAGCAGCAGGGACAGGAUUGUAAUUACUACUUAUCAGUUAUCAUGUAAUGUCAUUGUAGAUAUGAAUAUGAUGUGAAUGAACAACUCCAAACGUCGCUUUUCGACAGACUCUGAUCGUUGUGAACGAACCGGGUUGGUUGGGUUGAAUUGCCAAGCCAAAAUUGAGAGGGCAGAAAUUAAAGGGAAUCACUGUGGGCAAUGAUUUAGCUUCCUGCGUGCUGUUCCCUCAUGUAAACAGAAUUUGUACAAUCUGGUGGCCCUGUUCUGAAAUUCCAUGCCAUGUUAUUGUCUCCAACUUGACAUUAAUGUGGGCCUGAAUCCUCAAGGCACGGGCUAAUCUCAGUGGAGGUGGCUGUGAGUUCCAUUUAGUCCAUCCCAAUCUCUGAGAUUAACAUUC
Messenger RNA from Linum tenue, 3531 nucleotides. The record is from the annotation of a GenBank genome assembly. Lineage: Eukaryota; Viridiplantae; Streptophyta; Magnoliopsida; Malpighiales; Linaceae.